AUGGCAUCCCAAGCGCCCGAGUCCUCUGCACCCUCUUCCAAUAUCAACUCCCCAAUCCUCCCGCCCAAUGGUGGACCUCUGGUCAAUGCGCAAUAUACCGACCUAAACGCUCGAUCCUCUCCCGCUCCCUCCGCCCAAGGUGACGGCCGAGCCAAGCGAAACAAAAGAGACAGUCGCAAAAAGCGCGAAGCUAAAGGCUUAGAUGCCGAAAGUGCACCACCACCACCGAAAAAGCGCGCCACAGCAGCAAAUAACACAGCUCUUCCAAGCUCCAAGCUGCGGAUCCUGCGCCCAUUGCUCCUUGCAGAACCACAUGAUUCAGACCGAUUCCCUCCACAGCCUCGGCAGCUGAAUCGUGUGAGUCGAAAGACUUCAGAAGUUCUGGGCCAGAGCUGGGAUUUCUAUGAGGUUGUGGACAAGCUCACCAACAAGAAUGGCUUUCGCUACAGCUAUGCCAUCUCUGACGCGGGCUUCCCUCAUAUCAAAUAUCGCCAGACAGACGUUCGCCCAUAUCAUGCUCGCUUUAGCUUCGAGGAUUCACCAGCUGCCAUCUCGUUCUCGGAAAACGCCACGGCGGUGACCACCAAUGAUGCGUGGCACACUGCUCGCGCCAAUGUAUGUGCUCGGGAAGGCACCUACUACUAUGAGGCUCGUGUGAUUAGUGGGGUUGUAAAGGAUCCCCAAGCUCCUCAAAAUGGCCGGCCCGCUACUUCACCUCGCGGCCACGUCCGAAUAGGGUUCGCCCGGCGGGAGGCUGACCUGGACGCGAAUGUCGGGGUGGACUGCUACGGGUAUGGAAUCCGGGACGUGAACGGCGAAGUGGUUAACCGCAUGAGAUGCGAGUUCUUCUUUCCCAAGGGGGAGGCUAUUAAUGAAGGCGAUGUCAUCGGCAUGCUCAUCACGCUUCCACCCCUAGCACUUCACCAGAAGAUUGUUGAAGGAUCUUAUGACCCGGUCACUGAUGGAGAUGGCUCAACUCAGCCACCCAUGGCAACAAAUAUCAUUCGUGAUCGGAUUCCUUUCCACUACAAGUCGGACUUUUGCUGGCAGCAAUCCAAUGUUUUUUCGACCAAACAUCUCCGCGAUUACGCCUUCAACUUGAAAGAAACACCAACUUUUGGGCCCCCUUCUCCCUUGAACAGCGAAGACCCCACCCUCCGCACACUCCCCGGCUCCAGCAUCACUAUUUUGAAGAACGGUGUUCCAAUGGGCACCCCAUUCAAAGAGCUCUACGCCUUCCUCCCACCCGCAAGCCGCUUGGCCAAUGGCACUAACAACCUGGGCAUCGGUGAGCGAGAAAAUGCUGACGAUGGCAUGAUCGGCUACUACCCAGCCGUCAGCUGCUAUGGCGGCGGCGCCGUCGAGUGUCGCUUCGAGGGACCGUGGUGGGUUGGUCCGCCCGACCACACCGAGACCGGAGAGCCCGUUCGACCCAUGGGCGAGCGGUUCAACGAUCAGAUCGUGGAAGACGUGAUGGCAGAUAUGGUGGACGAGGUCGAAGCAAUGUUCACCUGGGGUGGCAUCGACGGCAACGUCAUCAACAAUGGCACCGAACUCGAGGGGGCCGGCGUUGUAGGCGGACCGGAAGUUCUGAAGGGGGGUGUCGGAGCGGCGCUUGACUAUGCACUGACUGCCAAUACCCCCGGCACCGCCGGGGCCUCUGAUUCGGCAGCUAAUAGCAACCGCGGGACUCCAGCUGCGGGCGAUGUUGGAAACCUGCCUGCCCCAGAGGCUCUGAGCGUUGGCACAGCCGGUACUCCCAACAUCGAAGUUCAAGGCGAUGGCGAUGGCGAUGUUGAGAUGACUUAA
Molecule: messenger RNA, 1809 nt
Organism: Penicillium olsonii
Lineage: Eukaryota; Fungi; Ascomycota; Eurotiomycetes; Eurotiales; Aspergillaceae
Source: the annotation of a GenBank genome assembly